Rhododendron vialii is the source of this 2916-nucleotide messenger RNA. RefSeq names its product F-box/LRR-repeat protein At4g14103-like. NCBI's taxonomy places the organism in Eukaryota, Viridiplantae, Streptophyta, Magnoliopsida, Ericales, Ericaceae. The record is from RefSeq and is a predicted model, not a curated record. Gene Ontology annotation, molecular function: protein binding. The transcript is spliced from 6 exons. Bases 1344 to 2663 code for a protein of 439 amino acids.
UCCCUCACCACCGCAGACGGCGUUGGCCUCUUCGUCUCCGGCCUCGCUGACGACGUCGAUGCCCGCGAGAUUCACAACCUCUUCCGCCGCCGUCCCGGCUUCGACUCUUGCCAGCUCAAGUACACAGGCCGCGUCAAUCAGUUUCCGACGGCCACUCCACUGCCGCUCGUGGUUGCCGUUAUAGAGUCGCCGUUAAUCCUAUCAGGCCUCACAAUCUUCAGCUUACAGCAGCCCCCACUUUCUUUCUUCCCCUAAUUAUUAUUUUUGGACGACAAUCCCUACACCCGAACGGGAUGGUGGUAUGAGACUAAUCCACCUAUGGCCAGCUGUAGGAAGCAACACCUGCAGAGAGCGGUUAGAAGCAGCUGCUUGACCUACCACCAAGAAUCGAACUCACACCUCCCGGGUGGGAGCAAACCCCCUAGCCAGUGGAGACAACCCUCGGUUGGCUCAUCUUGAGUUUCCUCACUUUUCCUAUCAACAAAAAGAAAUUGUUCAGCGUUCUCAUUGUUUGUACAGUGUUUUUAUUUAGGCCCUGUUCAGUUGUGAGAACUAUCCUGUCAGAGGAGUAGGAGGCGGCCCAGCCAAGGAGAAAACCCUAGAGGAGAAAGUUUGUGCAGAGAGAGAGAGAGAGAGAGAGGGAGGGAGAUGUUGGUUUUGAUUGUUAGGUCCUCCUUAGGAUGAAUGGAAGGGGAAACUGGAUGAUAGAUUCCUUUAAUUUUUUUUUAGUUCUGCUGGAUGGUUUUUUUUUUUUUAAUCAAUUUGACUACUAAAUACUACUCCGUAAUGGCUAGGAAUAGUGUUGAAUUAUUGUAUAACAUUUGGGAGAUACUUUUAUAGGUUUUGUAGUGUUUAUAACUUGUGGAUUUCCUUCCGCCUUUGUGGUAUCUUAUUUUUUUGUCGUCGUUUUUCCUGUAUGUUUUUUCGACGAUGUGUGCCUUGAUCCAAUGAAGGCUGCACCUCUCACCUAGUCCCCUAGACUCUAGAGAUCUUUGGUGUCUGGGUGCGUGUAUCGCCUGUAAUAACUAUGGUUGCAAUCAUGACAUGAAUGUAUUCAGGAAAGCAAGUACAUUCGUUUCUGCAGGGAUGUGUGGGACUUGUGUCUUUUUGCAUAUUUUUCCUAGUUAACCAAAAUUCCCACUACUCUUCAGGAGUUGGAGAACAUGGAAAGGGAUAAAUACGAAUGCUUUCUUUGGGUUGAGUUUUGAAAACCACUGUAAUGGUUGAUGGGAAGUGACUUCGGCGGCUUUCCACUUUGAUUGUCUUAAAAGCUUCAUUUCAAUUCGGGAAGUCCACCGGACUCUCCACAAUAUUCCAUAGAGGCAAAUACCCUGAGAGAAAUAAUGGGCUCACUCUCAAAAAUGCAGAAGCUUUCAGAGGAGCAAUAUAUAGAUAGGAUCAGCAACUUACCAAAUAGCCUUGUUACUCAAAUCCUCUCCUGUCUUCCCACAAAAUACGCUGUGGCAACUAGUGCCUUAUCGACCAGAUGGAAGAAAUUAUGGACAUCCAUCACAAGCCUGGACUUUGAUGAUGAGUUACUGGUACAUCCUCAAAAUCAAAGUGGUAAUCCAGCUGUCCAGAGGAGUUUUACAAGUUUUGUCUGUCAAGUGUUUAUGCUGCAUAGGGAUUCAGCCGUGCAAAGGUUCCGUCUCAAAUUGAACCACAUUUAUGACAUUUCCCGUGUUAAUGGAUGGAUUGGUGAUAUGUUACUGCGCAAUGUUCAAGAAAUUGAUCUGUCCAUCCGCAAGGAAGAUUCUACUUUGCUGCCUCUGGACCUCUUCACUUGUAGGACUCUGGCGGUAUUAAAACUUGCUAUCGAUUGCGACAUGAACGUGCCUACUUCAGUUUCUCUACCGAAUCUGAAAAUUCUCCACUUUGUUUGUAUCACAUUUGUGGAUGAUGACUCAAUCAACAGAUUCCUCUUUGGCUGCCCUGUGCUUGAAGAGCUGAAUAUGACUGCCUGUGUGGGUGAAGGGGUCAAAGUGAUUAACAUUGUUGCACCUAUGCUCACAAGCUUGAAUAUGCUUAAUGUUGUAUCUCGUCAUUAUAUGAAACCUAAUCAUUUUUUUGAGGGUAGGAUUGUGCUCGACACCCCGGCACUCCUUUACCUCACAAUCUUUGAUUCUUGCGCUGACGGUUUUGAAUUGGGGAGCUUACCUCAUCUCAUCAAAGCCGAUAUUACGAUAAUUGCUGAUGACUAUUCCGAUCCAAUUAUCUCUGAAGCUAUAACAGAUCUUCUCAAGGGGGUAUCCAACGUUAGAUUUCUGCACUUGGCUGAUUUCUCUUUGGAGUCUAUUGACAGGUGUAAUUCUCAAGUGCCAAAGUUUCCAUAUUUGACUGACUUGGCUCUUGGUGAAAGACCUUUUGGUAUUGGAUGGAAAUCGCUGCCGAAGUUGCUGGAGAACUCCCCACUUCUGGAAAGCCUUGUUUUCAAGGAGGGAAUUCGAGAUCGAGAUUACGGAAGCCCAUUGCAUUGGAAUCCACCUCAGAAUGUGCCUUCUUGUUUACUAUCCCACCUCAAGGAAAUUGAAAUUAGAUUUUUCGGAGGGGAGAAAGAAGAGUGGGAAAUGGUGGAGUAUUUCCUAAACAACGCAAAAGUUUUGGAGAAGGUGAACAUGCAUUAUGCCGGUUCAGAAAGAGAGUGGACAAUACAGAUUAGAUAAUAGAUAGUGACAUUAAGCAAGAGCUUCAGGGUUUGUAGGAAAAUUUGGAUGAUUCCAAUGAUCUCAAGGACUUUUUCAUGUUGCAACACUGCAUUUAUCGGAUUUGCUUUGGUUAUUGUAUUUUAAACCUCCUUUGAGAAAGUAUUUGUUGUUGCUUCCAGUAGUAUGAUUUUGAUAAAUCUCGUUGACUGAUGGUACGAUUGAUUGAAGCUUGUAAAACAGAUGUAUUAUGUUCAAUCUUCUUCUUGGCAUA